This is a messenger RNA of Trypanosoma conorhini, 303 nucleotides long. RefSeq lists its product as uncharacterized. The record is from RefSeq and is a predicted model, not a curated record. NCBI's taxonomy places the organism in Eukaryota, Euglenozoa, Kinetoplastea, Trypanosomatida, Trypanosomatidae. The transcript has a single exon. The coding region runs from base 1 to 303 and encodes 100 amino acids.
AUGUGCAACGUUUGGGUUUUCAUUGCGAGAGCAAACGUGAGCUCGCCACUCAGCGCGUGUCGCGCCAAAGUUGUCGCCAGGGCACCGCCAAUGCCAGCCGGGGGCGCGCGGCGUGGGGGGCCGGUCCCGCCUCCACGAAGUUUGCUCGGCGCUGCCAUCGCCCGGGCGAGGGCGCGGGGCAGUAAGCGGCGGCGCGCAAAAAGCUAUGCUGCAGAAAAAUGUUUGCGCAGCUUUCUUUUGGAGUGUGAAGGCUCUGUCGCCAACUUCGCCGGCGCGCGGGGAGAAUACGCAGGACCCGCCUGA